AUGGAAGACGACGACGACGACCAGCAGCUGCCGCUCGAGGUGGAGCAGCAAAGCCCACAGCUCAAGAUUCGCUACGAAGAGGUGUUCACGCUCGCGUCCCCUGGCCAGACCAGCUCGUCACCAUCACCGCCACCGACAGAUGCAUUGUCAAGGUCCACAGACAACUCGACAGCGGGGCGCCCACGCAGGCGCCCUCAAGGCGACAAGAUCCUGCUGCCACCGUCGGCGCUCGAGGGACUGUUGAGCGCAGCCGCCCGUGCACGACAGCAGGCCAACAGCGCGGCCAGCAGCAGCAACGGCAGCCGUUACGGCGGCCGCUCCGCGUUUGGCUCGCUCGAUGACUUUCACAGCUUCGGCUACGGCCGUGGGGGAGGCGCCAGCGGCGGUGACGGCUAUGACCUGCCGCAGCCGCUGACGUUCCGGCUGGCGAGCGCAAGCACAGGCAAGUCCGUCUACGCAGGGAUCCGCGAGUUCUCGGCGCGCGAGGGCGAGGUUGUGUUGAGCGACUACCUGACGCGCGCCCUGGGCCUCGGCCUCGACGAGAGCAAAAGCAGCCACGCCACGGACGCCAUGGACACCACGGACCGGCUGGUGGUGACCUUUUACCCACUCCCCAAGGGCACGUUUGUGCACCUGCGGCCGCUGGCGGCGGGGUACAACCCGGCCGACUGGCGCCCGCUCCUCGAGCGGCAGCUGCGCGAGGGCUACACGACGCUGACGCGCGGGGCAGAGUUUACGGUUCGCAGCGGACACGGCACUGCGGACGAGUUCAGGUUCCGGGUGGACGGCUUCAAGCCAGCGGGCGACGGCAUCUGUGUUGUAGAUACAGAUUUGGAAGUGGAUAUUGAGGCACUGGACGAGGAGCAGGCGCGCGAGACGCUGCGACAAAUCCAGGGCGACGCCGUGCCGUUGGGCGGGGGCAACGGUGCACCACAAGGAUCGGACGAGAGUGGCAGCGCUACAAGCCCCGGCAGCGCAAUCGACAUCUGGAAGCCGGUCUCGGGCCAGGUGCGCGCCGGCGAGUAUGUAGACUAUGAACUGCCAUCAUGGGACCGGUCACGGCCGCUGGCGAUUGUUCUCUCUGGCUUCGACGAGGAGGAGGACAAGGGCUGUGCUGUCGACCUGCUCGUCAGCCCGUAUUCGUCACGGCACCGCGCACGCCCAAGAGAAACGGAGCAUGUGUGGGCGAAUUUCGGCGUCGCUGACGGUUCGACAGACAAUGCGAAGACGAUUGUGCUGCAAGCAGACCACAGCGAGCUCGAAGCGGCCGAGGCGCUAUGGAUCUCUGUGCACGGCUGGAAGGAUCCAGACAACACGACACCUUCUGCCAAGGCACACAGUUUCAUCCUCCGCGCGAAGAUUGUGCUUGAAGACGACGGCGGCCCUGUCCUUGGAGGCGCGACAGAAAAGGCAGAAAAGGCCACGGAUUCCGCUUCCCACGCCCCGGACGAAGAGCAGUGCAAAAACUGUGGGCAGUGGGUGCCGAGCCGGUCCAUGGUGCUGCACGAGAACUUUUGCCUGCGCAACAACGUGGUCUGCCCAACAUGCAAGCAGGUCUUUGCCAAGCGCUCCGAGGCGUGGGCGAACCACUGGCACUGCGCGCUCGAUCCCAGCGGUGGCGACGACGGCGGACACGGCACCACGACCGCCAGCAAAACAAAGCACGACCUGAUUUUCCACCCGGGGUUCCUUGGCGCGGACCGCCUGUACCACUGCCCUGCGGACACGUGUGCCGGUGUCGUGCCGCCCUUCACGUCGCUGCCGGACCUCGCACGGCACCGCACGACCAGCUGCCCGUCGAAGCUGAUCCUGUGCCAGUUCUGCCAGCUCGAGGUGCCGCAGGAGGGCGACCCGACGGACCCCUCUGUCGACGCGGCCACGCAGCUCACGGGCCAGACGCCGCACGAGCGUGCCGACGGCGCCCGCACCACGGACUGCUACCUGUGCGGCGCGAUUGUGCGCAUGCGGGACAUGGGCGCGCACCUGCAGCACCACGACCUCGACCGGCAACGGCGCGUGCCGCCGGAUGUAUGCCGCGACGCGCUGUGCGGACGCACACGGUUCGGCGUGGGCCCCAAGGGCCACAUCAAGGCGCCGCCUGCGGCUGCUGCUGCUGCCGCUACGGGCGACGCGCACCAGCUGGGCCUCUGCAGCACCUGCUUCGCGCCGCUGUAUGUCAGCACGCACGAUCCGGAGGGCAAGGCGCUGCGCCGGCGCGUGGAGCGGCGGUACCUGGCACAGCUGCUGACGGGCUGUGGGAAAGCCUGGUGUGCCAACCGGGCGUGGUGCAAGACGGCGCGGGCCAACCACGGUCUGGGGCCCUUUGCCGGGCCCGACGGCACGCCGGCCGUGGGCACGGGCGCGCUUCUUCCGCUGGUCAAGCCGCUGGUGGCCGAGGCCGUGUCGGAGCCGAACAAGCCAGUGCACUUCUGCGUCGACGAGGAAACGCAGAAGCGGCGCGCAGUGGCCGAACUGCUCGCGGGCCAGGGCGGCGGGGUGUACGAGCUGGCGUGGUGCGUGGCGGCGUGCGAGGCGGAGGGUGCGGAUGCGACAUUGGCGUGGGAGUGGCUGAACAACUGGGCGCCGCAGAAGCGGGCAGGCGAGUGA
Messenger RNA from Sporothrix brasiliensis 5110, 2607 nucleotides. RefSeq names its product ubiquitin fusion degradation protein. The transcript has a single exon. The record is from RefSeq and is a predicted model, not a curated record. Gene Ontology annotation, cellular component: VCP-NPL4-UFD1 AAA ATPase complex. Gene Ontology annotation, molecular function: polyubiquitin modification-dependent protein binding. Bases 1 to 2607 code for a protein of 868 amino acids. NCBI's taxonomy places the organism in Eukaryota, Fungi, Ascomycota, Sordariomycetes, Ophiostomatales, Ophiostomataceae.